UCCUGGACGGUCGCCCCUGAUUUCACACAUCAUGCCCACUCUGCCUCCCUGUCAGCGGUGGCGGUGAAUAACAGAUACGUGGUUACAGGGAGCAGAGAUGAGACCAUCCAGAUCUAUGACAUGAAGAAGAAGGUAGAACAUGGGGCGCUGCUGCAGCACAAUGGCACGAUAACUUGUUUGCAGUUCUAUGGUUCUGCGCACCUACUGAGUGGGGCUGAAGAUGGACUAAUUUGUAUCUGGAACACAAAGAGAUGGGAAUGCUUGAAAUCCAUUAAGGCACAUAAGGGUCACGUGACAUCUCUGUCUAUUCAUCCUUCUGGGAAAUUAGCUUUGUCAGUAGGAACAGAUAAAACAUUAAGAACCUGGAAUCUUGUAGAAGGACGAUCAGCCUUUGUCAAAAACCUGAAGCAAAAUGCCCAUAUAGUUAAAUGGUCCCCUGAUGGAGAGAGAUACCUGACUGUGACAACAAAUAAAGUGGAUGUCUACCAGCUGGACACAGCUUCAGUCAGUGGUACUAUCACAACAGAGAAGAGGAUUUCGUCACUUAGAUUUAUUACAGAUUCUGUCCUUGCCAUAGCCGGAGAUGAUGAAAUGGUAAGGUUCUACAGUUGUGACUCGCAAAAAUGCCUGUGUGAAUUUAAAGCUCACGAAAACAGAAUAAAAGAUAUCUACAGUUUUGAAAGAGAAGGACAACAUGUUCUUGUUACUGCAUCCAGUGAUGGUUAUAUUAAAAUGUGGAGUCUGGAUCCUAAUAAGAUGAAAGAGACACCGUCUUUACUGUGUGAAGUCAAUACCAAAGCUAGGCUGACGUGUCUUGCAGUAUGGAUUGACUGUGCUUCAGAAAUGAAAGAAAAUCCUGAUACAGCUGCGGCAGCAUCUCAGGCAAAUGAAGAAGAAAAAUCAUUAAUAGUCAAGAAAAGCAAAGUUUGUGGGGCUGAUACAAGCGAUAAAACAGCAAAAAGAAAGAGAAAAAUUAUCCUAAAGAAGCAAAAAUUGGAAGCUCCACUGCAAAAGAAGAAAAAGAAACAAAAUAGCUCAACAUGAAGGCAGCUACUUUCUCUCCCGAAUAAAAAGUAAAUGCUGUUUUUUAUAAGGCUGUAAACCUCUGACGGGACACAUACCUUUGAAAUAGUCCAUUGUUUAAAAGUAAUGAAUGUAUUUUUUAUCCUAAUAAACGGACUGAUCAUUCUGGGAA
This is a messenger RNA of Apaloderma vittatum (bar-tailed trogon), 1195 nucleotides long. It is a transcript of the gene PAK1IP1, whose product is annotated as PAK1 interacting protein 1. The annotation marks the transcript as partial. NCBI's taxonomy places the organism in Eukaryota, Metazoa, Chordata, Aves, Trogoniformes, Trogonidae. The transcript is spliced from 9 exons. The record is from RefSeq and is a predicted model, not a curated record. Gene Ontology annotation, molecular function: protein binding.